AUGGACAAUCCGUUAAAAGUGACAAAAGACAGACUGACAAAUUUGAACGAGGCAUUCAUAUCUACGAUUGAAUGUGGGGAGACCAGUCAUAAUAGUGAUGAAGAAUUCUUUUCAAACCAGGAUGGGAACACCAAAUUUGAUGAGAACUCAAAGAAGUAUUGUAAAAUUGGAAGUGAAUAUAUGCACAAAUUUGAGAAUCUGGAAAAGAAGGAACACGAGAAUAUUGAUUUAAAAUUUGUAGCACCCAGAUACGAUAACAUGACUCUAGUUGACCCGUCCUACAUAAGGGAAAGAGAUUUCGGCGGGGACAAGGACUACAUAAACGUUAGCUUCGUUAACGAUUUUAUAAAAGUGUCUAAGGAUGAAAUACGCGGAGGACAGAAGGAUUUCCACGGAGGGAGUUACAACUUCACGUAUAAAGACGGGGAUAAGAAAAAGAAUUACGAGUACAUAAAUGCAACGAACGAAUACUACAUAACCAAAAACGUGGAGGAAAAAAUGAAAAACACGGGGAUGACCGCUGAAAAUUUUUUCGCGGAUAGUAAGAUGUUGCUGUACGAAGACGGGAUGAACAAGUGGUCCGACAAGAGCAAAUACCUCUACUUUGUUGAUAAGGAGGAGCAAAAUAAUGGGUACAAAAAAAAAAAAAAAUUCAAAGAUAUACGUCUGAACGAUUCCCUUAUAGUGGAUAAUUACGAGAAGGUGGUUUACAAGCAGGACCCUAGUAGUGACAAGGUCAAAAUAGAAAACUUGAUAUUGGAUGUCCUCAACAAUGACUUUGACUACGACUAUGAUUGCGACUUAGAAUCUGAUGGAAAUUCCACGCCUAAGGAGGAAAUCGAGGGGGAGGAAAAAGGCACGACACAAGAUGGGAAGGAAAACAUCAGGAAGAAGAAAAAGCCCUUGAAUAUAGCCCCGAAGAUAAAAAGCAAAUACAGCCGAUCUUACAUCUUGGAUUAUCUACAUUAUGAUAACUUCUUCCAUGACGAGGAGAUCAACGUUUCUGAAAAAUCUACCUCUGAUAGUUCGGAUCGUGGAGUCAAUGAGAAGGGAAAAUAUAGCUCUGAAACUUACACCAUAGGAAAUAAAAAAGAGUUCGACAUAAAAAGCAACAUCCAUAAUUUGUUAACCAAAGUUAAGACAGAACUAAAUGUCAGAGAUUUUUCGAAAUUCAUACCGGAGCAGUUUGACAUGGAUGUAUUUCUAUCAAACGAAUCAGAGAGCGAAGAAUACGAGUCUGACUCUGAUGAAAGUAUGGACUGCGUCCUGAAGAAGAGGAAAAUCCAGUGGAAUGACAAAAAGAUGAAGGAAGAAAUGGAGCUCCUGCGAAAAUACGACUACGUUGAAUCGCUAUACUCGCCUGGCUAUUGUUCCAGAAUUAUGCAAAAUUUGAGGGACAGAUAUAACAAAAAGAGAAUCAACAUUUACGACUUGAAGAAGAACCAACUGCAAGAGAAAAUAAAAAAGGAUUUCAUGGACAAAGAGCAAACGAAGAAGGCCCAAGAAAAUCUGCAAAAAUUCAGACUCGAGAAUUUACAUGCCCCUGAGGAAAACCCAAGUGCAGAUGAAGAGGCAGAUUUGGAAAGUGUCCACGGUAUUUCGGAAAAAGACAAACCGACGGAUCAAGGUGUACCAGAAGUGGAGCACAAGUCGAACGAUGUAGAUGAAGAAGAAACCGAUAGUUCCGUAACAUUCGAACAUAUAGACACUAGAAGCAUAAAUAACUUGAAGAGGAAAUACAAAGCGAUGAAAAAAAGCGAGCGUUCUAGUAGGCAACAGUUAAGGAGGCUAAAAUUUUACAUAUGCCGAAGGGUUAAUAAAAAGAAAUAUCUGCUUAAGAACAUGAAGUUGGAUAAGGAGAGCAAGAAGAAGGAGAAAGUGCGUAAGGCCAUGAAAUUUUCCACUCAGGGAGGGUACAACCUGUUGGCCAAGAUUCAGGAAGACGCAAACAGGGAAGAUGUAGAGGAGGAAGAAGAGGACAAGGACUUUGAGGAAGAUGACAUAUUUGACGUAAAUGAAAUAAACACAUCAGAAAUGAACAGCUCUGAAUACACCUACUCAUCACUAACCAUUUCAUCGUAUGAAUAUUUAAAUGUACGCGGGGUGCACUAUAAUGAUGAUUCAUACGAAAAUAUAUUUUACCACAACGACCCCAGAGUGAACGUUACUUACCUAUACGACAAUGUCCAAUUUUUUCUUAUUCACGAGGACACGGAUGAACAGGAGAAGAGAACGAGCAAGGGAAUCCUGUUCAUGGAAAUCCUCGUGUACGACCUCAAGUUCUACCAACAGGGCACGCACAUCGAAGAAGAAGCAUUACUGUACACCCUCGAAAUAAACGAAAAUACAACGGCAAAAUUGGAGAAAAAAGAAAAUGACACCUCGGAAAUAUUGCUAAAAACGAUGAACAAAGAAAGUGGCACAAUUCGUUGUUCUUUGGCAGGGAGUAAUCAACAAAUGAACACAAUCUUUAACAAAAUAUACAAAAGAAUUUUACUUGUCCAGUAUGUAAAAUAUUUGAAUUCAAUUUCAAGUGGGCUGAUUGAAAAUUCUGUCAAUUAUUUCCUCUUAGAAUGUAAAACAUUGAAUUUAAAAAAUGUCCCAUAUAACAAAAGUGCAGAUCAAAUUAUCCUUUCAUCGUCCAAAAAUAUAACCGACAUUUGCACUAUCAAUUUAAGCAACAGAACAAUGACCAUUGAAGACUUGUCUGAAUUUCUAUCCAUUUCAAAAUUCAAAAAAUGCACUUCCUUCAACUUGACAAAAAACCCACUGUUCAAAGAUUUAGCAUUUGAACGAAUAAAAAAUGACAUGGAUUAUGUUAUCAAAUGUUUUAAAUCUUUACAAGUGAAGGAACUUAUUUUAGACUUCACGGAUCUUUCAUACCAAUCGGCUGAAUAUUUUAUUGGUAAUAUUUUAUUAAGUACCAAUAUUUCCUUUCUUAGUCUUGUCAGCUGUGAAUUAAAAAGUAACAACAUAAACAAUAUAGUAAAUAUAGCUAAACUUUCUAUAAAUGGAGGAAGAAAAUUUACAAGUGCUAUCAAUUCUGUCAAUGUAGAAUUCAACAAAUUAACUUAUUACGAUGUGGUGUCUCUCCUUAAUAUUCUUUUUGAGCUAAAUAAAGAUUUUAAAAUUUUAUACAUUUGUGGGAAUUUCAUACAGAGUGAUAUAUUCGACAUAUCCUUUGAGUUUAAGAGGAGGAAACCUUUCAUCGAAAUGAAUAAAUUUGUCAAGCCCAUGCCUGACAUAUUCCAUGCUGACACCAUCGACCAAGUUAAGGAUUUCUGCCCGUGCAACUUGCAGGGGAUCGCCGAAUUGAUCGAAGAGGGAGAAGUCACCCAAAUCUCCUUCGAGCUGUAUUUUUCCUAUCUGCUCAUCGUCAAGCCAAAGGAAAGACUCUACUCCAUUACAAAUAUCUCAAUAGUCAGGAGGGGUACCAUAAUCACAAUGGUGAUUGAGGCACUAUUUAACAAUAGAGAUGUAGAAAUUAAGCUGAAUUUAUUCAAGGAAAAUAUAAUACUUCUCUUUCGUAAUAUAGUGCGCAGAAGCUUCAUCGGCAAGGAGUACUACCAAGAGCAGAUCAACAACCACAGAGAAGUGAACGAGAACGUUUUGAAAUACUUUAUUUUGCGAAGUGAAAAUGAGAUUAACUUUUACCAUUAUAACGUCACGCGAGAAGAAAUUCAUUUUGUCCUGGAUCUGUGCAAGAAGGGCGUCGUGAAAAACAUGAACCUCGGUCACUGUUACCUCCGCAACGAAGACAUUCUCUACUUCAAUACAGUGAAGAAGGAUCCUUACGAUAUUAAGAUUUACAAACUUUCUCUGAGCAAUAACCUAAUCGACUCUGAUGUGGACAUGGAAGAGCUGAUUACUUUUCUCUCCAACUUCACCAUUUUUUUCAAAAUAAACCUAAGUGGUCUGAAAAUCGGGACUCACCUCUCCAUGUAUGAAUUUUUUUUUCACCUCUUGAACAAUACCAAGUGCAAGAUUAUAAAUCUGGACAACUGCGAUCUGGGAAACGCGUUCCUGCUGAAUGUCAACCGAAAUAUUACAAAACUGAACAAAAAUAGCUACCUGACCAUCCUAUCUAUGCAACACAACUCCUUCAGUGACAAAAAAGGAAUUAUCGGUUUUUUGAAUAACAUCAUUUCUACAUGCAAAUCAAUAGAAAAGAUCAAAGUUUACUCUAACUACAUAAGUGAUGAAGACGUCAAGCUCAUAAUGAAGAACAUGAUUAAAAGGGAUGUGGUAUCUUUUCAGUACACUUAUGACACAUCUACUUCCCCCCAGAAUGAGAUAAUAAAGGUGGCCAAAAUAGCGAAGAGUAAAAUUAAUAAUGAUGUGGAGUACAGUGCAAAUAUGACAGAACAUGAGUGGAAAAUAAUUGAGGAGUUUUUCGAGAAAAAACAAAACGAGCGAGGAGCGAACGGACGAGGAGGAGAUGAGAAAACAGACUACCAACAGUUCGCAAACCGCUACAAUUUGGACGACUUAAAAUCGCGAAGGAUUAAAUAUUCCGCGAUGAAGUGA
Messenger RNA from Plasmodium knowlesi strain H, 4527 nucleotides. RefSeq names its product conserved Plasmodium protein, unknown function. Lineage: Eukaryota; Apicomplexa; Aconoidasida; Haemosporida; Plasmodiidae. The record is from RefSeq and is a predicted model, not a curated record. The transcript is spliced from 18 exons. Bases 1 to 4527 code for a protein of 1508 amino acids.